Messenger RNA from Cryptococcus wingfieldii CBS 7118, 846 nucleotides. RefSeq lists its product as hypothetical. The transcript has 4 exons. The coding region runs from base 1 to 846 and encodes 281 amino acids. NCBI's taxonomy places the organism in Eukaryota, Fungi, Basidiomycota, Tremellomycetes, Tremellales, Cryptococcaceae. The record is from RefSeq and is a predicted model, not a curated record.
AUGGCCACAGCCACAGAUUUCGCUUCCCUCAGUGUCAACUCGACCGAUCCAAGGGACAAAAAGGUCGUCAUCAGGCAGCUCACUCCCGACAUUGUCACAUUCUCUGUCCCCUUCACUCGUAUGGGCGUUCUCCCAAUCGGCGGACGCACUACUGCUGUCCGUCUCUCCCGACCUGCCAAACCUACAGUAACAGCCGAUUCCAUUCAACCCUCUCCUCAAUCCGGCGAUGGGGACGACGUGUUCGUAUACGCAUCGCACCCACUGACUGCUGCUACAAAGGAAGCGUUGGCAAAGAUGGGGACGGUGAAGUGGCUGGUAACGCCUGAUGGCGAGCAUGGAAUGUAUAUCCAGGAAUAUGUGGACUAUUAUCCUGCUGCUCAAGCUAUUGGGGUCGAGCGUCACCUUAAAGAGAAGCCCGCUAUCCAGUGGGCCGGCCUGUUUGGUCCGAAUAGCGACGGCAGCACCAAGAAGUAUGGAUUCGAGCCAGAAAUCAGCCUGCACGAGGUAUAUGCGCACGUCAACCACGAGUUGACUGCGAUUCAUCACCCAUCAGGAACGUUCAUCGAAGGAGACAUGCUGUUCAACUUGCCGCCCAAGGAGCAGUAUACUAGGGCUGGUGGACUGCCCAAACUGUUUGGGCUCUUUGGGGGUGGAACUAGUCUGAGUCCCGGUGGGAUUGUGCACGCUAGAAUGGCCAACGGCAUCGCAAAGGAUAAGGAGCUUCUCAAGAAAGAGUUAGCACCUAUCAACGCGGCCAAGUGGGACAGGCUCAUCCCUUGCCACGGUGAUGUGAUCGAGACCGGAGGCAAGGUAGCUUGGGCCAAGGUCUGGAGCCAGUACUCGUAG